ACAAAUCAACUAAAUUUGAAGUUGAAUUAUCGUGGGAAAAUGUUACCUUCAGUAGCGGAUAUAGGUAUUGAUCAGGGUGGCUCUCCCAUGGAAAUACAAUUUGAACAAGGUGAUGGCUGCAAUAAACUCAGUCAUGGCUACAACAAAUGCAUUCAAUUUCUCCCACCUUCACUUGUUCAAAAGAUUUUAGCGGAGACCAUUUCUACAUUUUUUCUGGUGUUUUUUACAUGUGGGUCAUCAAUUCUGAGUCAGAAAAACGAGAAUUUGGUGUCAAAGCUUGGAAGCGCUAUGGCUUCUCGUCUAAUCGUAACCAUCAUGAUAUACUCCGUUGGCCACAUUUCUGGAGCUCAUAUGAACCCUGUUGUCACGAUUUCAUUUGCAACAGUGGGCCAUUUUUCAUGGAAGCAGGUUCCAGCUUAUAUUGGAGCUCAGUUGGGGGGAGCAAUAGCAGCUUGUUUUACACUUGGCGCAAUGUUUAUUGGUGUAUCAGACAUUGGUACUACAAGGCCCUCGGGCCCAGUGCUGCAGGCCCUCAUAAUGGAAAUCAUCGUAUCCUUCCUGCUAAUGUUCAUUAAUUCUGCUGUUGCAACUGAUGCCAGUGCGAUAGCCGAGCUUGCUGGGAUAGCUGUUGGCUCUACAGUCACAAUAACAGCCAUUUUUGCAGGGCCCAUCUCAGGAGGAUCCAUGAAUCCAGCAAGGUCACUGGGUCCAGCAGUGGCAAGCAACAAAUACACACAUUUUUGGAUAUGUGUGAUAGGUCCUCUUGUGGGAACAAUCAUGGGUGCAUGGUCUUAUACCUUCAUUCGCCUCACAGAAAAACCUUUUCCAGCCAUUUCCUUGAGGAACUUAUCUUCAUUUUCAAAUCGGAAAGAUCUCGAUAAAAAGAUUAUCCUUUCAGCUGAAGCAUAAAACAUAUGAAUUCUUCUUAUUGUGUUUCUGUUUUCUAAUUAUUCUUUUAAUCUGAUGAUAAAAUGCACAAUUGAAAGCAGAAAGGAAAACACUAACUUUCAACUAAGGUUGUUCUAAGAAGGUAGCAUAUUUAAAUGUAAAUAUUUCUCUUUUUUCCUACACAUAAGCAUUCUAUUAACUCAAUUACAUGGCAACUGUUUCCCUUGCUUCAGUUGAGAUUAUUUACUUGAUAAAAAUCAAUGAAUUUGUAGUCUUAUUUCUGUUGAAAUUGUAUUUAAAAACAUCGCC
Molecule: messenger RNA, 1197 nt
Organism: Cryptomeria japonica (Japanese cedar)
Lineage: Eukaryota; Viridiplantae; Streptophyta; Pinopsida; Cupressales; Cupressaceae
Product: aquaporin NIP2-1
Exons: 5
Coding region: 40-909 (289 amino acids)
Biological process (GO): transmembrane transport
Cellular component (GO): membrane
Molecular function (GO): channel activity
Source: RefSeq, a predicted model, not a curated record